Messenger RNA from Aphanomyces invadans, 1535 nucleotides. RefSeq names its product CAMK/CAMK2 protein kinase. The transcript has 8 exons. Lineage: Eukaryota; Oomycota; Saprolegniomycetes; Saprolegniales; Verrucalvaceae. Bases 28 to 1365 code for a protein of 445 amino acids. The record is from RefSeq and is a predicted model, not a curated record. Gene Ontology annotation, molecular function: ATP binding; protein kinase activity. Gene Ontology annotation, biological process: protein phosphorylation.
UCGCAACGAGCCAUCGGGCAGCUGGCGAUGGGAUGCUGCGGGAGUCGCCUCGUCACCGCAUCCGACGAGAUCGAGACUGAUGAUAUUGUCGUCGCUGAGGACGGUCAAGUCCAUGCAGAAAACGCAGACACUGCGGUGAAACUCUCCAUUGAUGUGAACCCAUCGACCAACGAGGUGUCGAUUGUUGGCGCGUCGAAGGACUUUCACCUCAAGUACACGUUGGGCGACGUAAUUGGGAAGGGUGGGUACUCCAUAGUUCACAAGGCUGUACUCAAAGCUACUGGCGUCGAGUACGCUGUCAAAUGCAUCCAGCGAGAUAAACUUGACAGCGAGGACCUGGCUCGGAUGGCUGCAGAAGUCAACGUCCUGGCACAGCUCAAACACCCCAACAUUAUUCAGCUCUUCGACUUCUUCGAGGAGGAGCACUUUUAUUACAUUGUGACGGAGUACAUGGAAGGUGGCGAAUUGUUUCAGCGUCUUAUCGAAAAGACGUACUACACGCAGCAAGACGCAAAGAACGUCGUGCGAACGCUUCUCGAGACCAUCAAGUUCUGCCACGACAAAGGCAUUGCCCACCGCGACUUGAAGCCUGAAAAUAUCCUCCUCACCAGCAUCUACGACGACGCGUCCGUAAAACUGGGCGACUUUGGGCUCGCUACAUUGCAUCACAACACGAGCAGCAUGGUCACGCGCUGUGGCAGUCCCUUGUACUUGGCACCGGAGAUACUCAAGAUUGGGACACCGUACGGCAAAGAAUGCGAUAUCUGGAGCAUCGGCGUCAUUACGUUCAUGUUGCUCUCGGGGUGCCCACCGUUUUAUGACGAGAACGUGGCGGUCCUGUACGACAAAAUCAAAGCCGGGUCGUACCAAUAUGAUCCGUACUACUGGAAGCACGUGUCGAACGAAGCCAAGCACUUGAUAUCGCUCAUGCUCCAAGUGGAUCCGUCCAAGCGAGCGACGGCGGACCAACUACUCAAGCACGAGUGGCUGCGAGACGAAAACGAUGACGACCCGACGUCCCUCACGCUAUCGCAUGCAUUAGCAAACCUGAGGACGUUCCAUGCUCGAAACACACUGAAGCGGGCUAUCAACACGGUUCAACUGGCAGUGGCUCUGCACAAGCGACCGAGCACACCACAAAGUUUGCCCGCGCGCCACGAGGAAUCGACCGAUGCCAAGACAACAAGCGUUGUGGACGACGAGUGGGAAGUCGAUUCGGAUCUGUCGUCGCCAGCGGCGUCCAUCUCGUCCAGUGUGUUUGAAUCGUAUCAUUUUACGCGAGAUGCCAUCGAUCCGAGGGAUGGGUGGUCGUCCGAGUUCACAGCCGUGAGCGCUGACAUCAGCAACGAAGAUGAAUGGUUGUAAUUAUCGAGAGACUGGGGAUCGUAUUCGGUCAAGACUUGCCGUACUUUUGUCAGGCUGCAACAAUGUCGCUCACGACCCGUUCUUCCGACUUUUGCAGCGUCAACGAUGCUUUGACCUAGAUGCAAAUUUGAGUGAGUCAAUGUCAGGUGCCGUAUACAGUCUACCAAGGC